AUGGCUGAUGCCAAGAAGGCCACUCCGGCCUCUGCCGGCAAGCGCAAGGCCGAUGAGGAAGACGACGAUGAUGAUGAGGAGGAGGAAGAGGAAAAGGAGGCGGAGCCCGCGCCCGCCAAGAAAAAGCAGCGGCUCGACGUGGAGGGCAACGCGGCCGCCACUAAUGGCGGCACGGACAGCACCCGAGUGUUCGUUGGCAACCUGAGCUGGAAGGCCACCGAGGACGACGUACGGAAGCACUUCAAGGACUGCGGCAAGAUUGUGAAUGUACGGAUGGGUGUUGAUCCGGAGACGGGUCGUUCUAGGGGCUUUGCGCAUGUGGAAUUUGGAGAUGCCGCUCAGGCUAAGAAGGCCGUCUCCAAAGCCGGCACGGAGAUUGACGGCCGAGCCAUCAAGGUGGAGGUCACGCAGCCACGGCCCCAGAGCUUUGGCGGGGGCGGCCGCGAGGAUGAGAUUCGGUCCGCCUUGGAGGAGGUCUUUGGCGGUUGCGGCGGGAUUAAGAGCAUUCGCUUGCCGUCUGAUCGCGAAGCUGGCACCUUGAAGGGUUUUGCGUAUAUUGAGUUCGACUCGACUGAAGCCAAGGUGAGGUUGUUCAGGGUGCGCGUGCACGUGUGUGUUGUGUGUGUGCCGGGCUGGGACGUCCGCUUUCAUCACGCCAAUUGA
Molecule: messenger RNA, 663 nt
Organism: Volvox carteri f. nagariensis
Lineage: Eukaryota; Viridiplantae; Chlorophyta; Chlorophyceae; Chlamydomonadales; Volvocaceae
Exons: 4
Coding region: 1-663 (220 amino acids)
Molecular function (GO): RNA binding
Source: RefSeq, a predicted model, not a curated record